AUGGCGAAGAACGCACCUCUUGGCCUUGCAGGCCUGGUCCUCAUGGCAGUUUCACUGCUCCUCCUUUGGUUCAUUGUUCUGUCUGGACUGACUUCAACCACUCCAUUUGACAAGACGUAUUUCCUCCGCGCCGACACGAGCGAUAUCACUGGGGCUCGUGACACUACGCAAUGGAACUUCUUUUAUAUUUGUGGCGCCGGGAACAACGACUGCGAUGGUGCUCGCGCUGCUCCUGUCAUCGGUCGAGCUUGGGACUCUAACCCUCGCAAUGCGCCCAGCUCGCUCGUCGGCGGUCGCGCCGGCGACACUACCUCCAACCGCCAGUUCUUCCUCUGGAGGUUCGGCUGGGUCUUCAUCCUCAUCACCCUGUUCUUCGAGACCAUUGCCUUUUUCACCGGCUUCAUUGCCUGCUGCGGCCGUCUCGGCGCCGGCAUCUCUGGCUUCGCGUCCAUGUUCGCCCUGUUCUGCUCCUCUGUUGCUAUGUCCCUGAUGACUGCUACUUGGGUUCUCGCCCGCAACGCUUUCAAGAGUGCGGGUCGUUCGGCCUCAAUCGGUCGCUACGCCUUUGGUUUUGCUUGGGCCUCCUGGGCUGCUCUUUUCAUCGCCACCGUUCUCUUCUGCCUCGGCAUGCGUGGUGACAAGGGCUCCAGCGGCGGUUACAGCGGUCGCUCAUGGCGUCGCAGACGCAGCGUUCGCAGCACCAACGGUUACGAGGGACGCCGUGUGAAGGACGACUACUCUUAA
Fusarium venenatum is the source of this 744-nucleotide messenger RNA. RefSeq names its product SUR7/PalI family-domain-containing protein. NCBI's taxonomy places the organism in Eukaryota, Fungi, Ascomycota, Sordariomycetes, Hypocreales, Nectriaceae. Gene Ontology annotation, biological process: endocytosis; fungal-type cell wall organization; septin cytoskeleton organization. Gene Ontology annotation, cellular component: plasma membrane; cell cortex; membrane raft. The record is from RefSeq and is a predicted model, not a curated record.